This is a messenger RNA of Mytilus californianus (California mussel), 3104 nucleotides long. Its product is annotated as apurinic-apyrimidinic endonuclease-like. NCBI's taxonomy places the organism in Eukaryota, Metazoa, Mollusca, Bivalvia, Mytilida, Mytilidae. Gene Ontology annotation, cellular component: nucleus; mitochondrion. Bases 8 to 1861 code for a protein of 617 amino acids. Gene Ontology annotation, biological process: base-excision repair. Gene Ontology annotation, molecular function: DNA binding; phosphoric diester hydrolase activity; DNA-(apurinic or apyrimidinic site) endonuclease activity. The record is from RefSeq and is a predicted model, not a curated record. The transcript is spliced from 7 exons.
GAUUAACAUGAAGACAAAAUCAAAAAAUGAAGAGAAAGUAGAAACUUCAGAUGGAGAAAUUGUCAUUAAGAAGCCAAAGCUGUUGUCUCUUGGAAGAAGAAAGAAGCAUGGAGAUAAAUUAGGUACAGUUGAAUUGAGUAAUGAAGAUGGCUUCAUGACAGAUGAAGAGGAUGGUGACAAAGAAGGCCAGUAUGAGGGAUGUAAACACUUUGAAGUUGAAUCAAAACAUAUCAAAGAAGUUCAGACCAAAAAACUGCAUGUACAAGACAGAGUAAAAACACCAGUUUCAAUCAGAAAGAGAAAGAUGCUUAAAAAGAGAACAAUCAAAAUCAAAGUAGAGGUUAAAGUAAAAAAUAAACCUGGUACAGUCAAAGUAAGAUUAGAAGAUACUGCAAAAUUGGCAAAAAAGAAAAAGAUGUUAAAAAAGAAAAAAGAAAUGAAAAAGUUGCUUGAGACAAAAGGCAGUAGUAAAGAGAACACAAAAUUGCAAAGCUUUAAGUUGGAAGAAAGAACGAAACAAGAUCCAUCUAAUGUAGUUAUUAAAACAGAAAAUAUUUCAGAAGAUGAGAAGCAACUAAAAUCACAUGAAACAAAAAUUGUAAAUGUGAGAAAACGGGGGAGGCCAAGCAAAGUUGAAAAAGUAGAAGAGAAUGAAAACUUAUCAAGUCUAGGAACAGAAACUAAAUUGAAAAAAGAAAGAAAAAGAAAAGAAGAGAAAACAAAUCAAGAAGAAGAUCCUAAUAUAGACACCAGAAAAAAGAAGAAAACCACAAAUGAUGAUAAGAUUGAUCUCCAUCUAUCAAUCUCAGAAGGAAAGACAGAAAAUAUUGAUGUUGAUGUUGAUGAAAAGGAAUCAAAGAAAACCUUAGAUGGAAAAAAGAAAAAAGCUGAUAAUACAGAUAAUAGAGAAAAGGACACAAGUGCAAACUUAAAAGAAAAGAAAAAGAAAAAGAAAACUGAAGAGUUCUCUGAGGUAGUAGUUGAUGAGAGAAAAGUAGACCUGAAUCAAGAAAAGUUUGUUGGAGCUCAUGUAUCAAUUGCAGGAGGAAUAUACAAGUCUGUGUUGGAAGCUGUAGCUAUGAAGUCUUUUGCAUUUGGUUUGUUUUUGAAAUCACAAAGACAGUGGGCUUGUAAACCUUUAGAAGACAAAGCAGCUGAAAAAUUCAGGGAAACCUGUCAGGUAUAUGGAUUUCUGCCUCAAUACAUUGUACCUCAUGGUUCAUACCUGAUGAACCUAGGCUCACCUGAUGAAAAUACAUUGCAGAAAAGUAGAGAGUUGCUGAUCGAUGACUUGCAAAGAUGUGAAAAGUUAGGAUUAACAAUUUUUAAUUUCCAUCCAGGUUCAACAUGUGGAAAAAUAAGUGUAGAAAAAUGUCUGGAUAACAUUGCAGCCAGCAUAAAUUUUGCCCAUUCUAAAGCCAGUGGUGUUAUUACAGUUCUUGAGAACAUGAGCUGUCAAGGACAUACAAUUGGAGGAAAGUUUGAGGAACUGAGAGGAAUUAUAGACAGAGUGAAGGACAAAUCAAGAAUGGGUGUAUGUCUAGAUACCUGUCAUGCUUUUGCUGCUGGAUUUGACCUCUCUACGGAAGAAGGGUUCAAUCAGAUGUUAUCAGAUUUUGAAUCAAUAGUUGGGUUCCAGUAUUUAAAAGCUUUGCAUAUAAAUGAUUCAAAAGGUAAGCUUGGCUGCCAUCUUGAUCGUCAUGAAAAUAUUGGGAAAGGUCACAUUGGAAAGGCUGGAUUUAAUCGAAUUAUGAACUGUCCAAAGUUUAACCACAUUCCAAUGAUUUUGGAAACUCCCUGUGCUGACAAUGAUUCGUAUGCUAAGGAAGUGAACAUGUUGUAUACUAUGUGUAAUACCUGAUAAGUUGAAGUCAGCAUGGAAAACCAAUCCUUUAAAUGUGCCAUAUGUUUUCUUUACCAAUAAUACCAGAUGUGUAUCAGUGCUACUUUAAACUGUUAAAAUAUAUGUUUAUUGUAAAUGUGUUAUAUUAUAUAUUCUGAAAGAUCAGAUUUUGUGUUAUAUGUUAUAUUCUGAAAGAUCAGAUUUUGUGUUAUAUAUUAUAUUCUGAAAGAUCAGAUUUGGCAAAUAUCAUUUUUAUUUUACAGAUUUAGAAAUUCAUCUAUAGGAUGACUGAGUAUGAAAUCAUUUAUAAGAUUAUUCAUUUGUAACUUUUGAAGAAGACUGGGUAUGUCUCCCCUUUUUUGAAGUGAGUUGUAAUGUUCAUGAAUUAUUUCUUCUCAUAGUUCUUCUGGAUUUCGGGACAUUUUUGUGUCGGCAAACAAUUUUCUUUAUAGUCUGAUAUAAGAUUAUGAUAUUUGGUACAUGGGUGCACUACCUCAAUUAUGUGUCAAGUACCAUGGAAAGUGAUGAUCAUGACCUUGACCUUUGGCCUCUUGGUCAAAUAACUAAUUUAAGCAACAUUUUUAAGUCCACUCCAAAACCAUAUAUUUACAAUAGCCUUAGAAACCUGGUGGGGGUAUGCAUAACCCCUUUAUAUAAAUAUAAUUAUCCAAAAAAUGGUUCAAAUUCCCACCUCUAAACCAUAUAUAUUAAUUGCUUUGAUUAUAGAUUUGUAGUCUACUACAGGUUCUGUUCCUGGGGACUAGCUGCCCCACCCUUUCAUAUCAUUUACUGUUAAAUAUCAAGAAAAAUAUUCAGAACCCCACUCUGUAACUAUAAUAUUUUUGAUUGCCAUGGCAAGACAACAACAGUGCACCAUAGGUUUUGUCCUUGGGAGUCAUGUUCACUCCCUAUUUAGUAAAUUGUUAAAAAAUCACUACUAGUUCAGAUCCACAUCCCAUAACCAUUCUGAAUUUCCAUUACAAGACCUUUUAAGUGCAUAGAUUCAUAGAUUUUAUCUAAUCAUAAAUUUUAUCUAUUUAAGAUUUCCAUCCAAUAACCAUAUAUGUAUAUUUUCUUUUCUGGAACAAUUCUAUAAAUGAAGGAGAGACAUUAGUUUUAGUCUUCCAAAAUAGUUCUACUUAGUUACGUAAAAAAGAACAAUAAAAAUCUUACAAAUAGAUAUCUCAGUUCUUCUAAAGGUUAUAGAUUUAAUUAAGAACAAAUAAAAUCAUCAGACAUGAACAAACAUAGAUUUAUUCAA